Molecule: messenger RNA, 2163 nt
Organism: Psylliodes chrysocephalus
Lineage: Eukaryota; Metazoa; Arthropoda; Insecta; Coleoptera; Chrysomelidae
Source: the annotation of a GenBank genome assembly
AUGUAUCAAGAGAGCAAAAGAAAAGAUUUUCCCGAUUUUUUCUCGGAAAAAGGACCGAUUGCAAUAGAUGUAACACCUUUAAAUUUUGGCAAUACAACAUAUUGGAUGACAUCAUUAGCCUCAAAAGGAAAUGAGUCGUCAUUUCAACCACAACUGAAACCAUAUAAUGACAACGACGUAGGUCUGGUGGACUGUGAGGACGUAGAUGAAAAUUAUGAUAUCAUUCUCACAAAAACUGGGAAGUUCAUGACGUCAUUUUAUGUACCUUCAAGUCUACUUUCUUACAUCGUUGGCGCAAAAGCUAGUAGAUUAAGAAGUUUGGAACAAACCACAAAUACACAAAUAAAAGUACCAAAACCAAACGAAAAAGGUAAUGUAAAGGUAACAGGUGACACGGAAAGAAAAGUAGCUUCAGCACGGACACAAAUAUCAAUGAUAGUAAUGCAAAGAAAAGACAAGCUAUCUAUUAGCCAUUUCGUAUCAAUACCAAUGGUGUCAGAUGAAAUUAAAUUAAAACUGAAGAGGUUUCAAGAAAGAAUCUUAAGUGAUCCCAGUAGAGGGGUAACAGAAUCGUUGUUUCAAAAGCCUGAAAAGUUACAUCUUACCAUUAGCACUCUAACUUUGGUCGAUGAAGAGGAAGUAGCUACUGCGAAAAAAGUUCUUACAACUUGUUAUGAAGAAUACAUAAGUAAACUUUUUAAAAGAGAUAAACAUUACAAAAUUCAUUUAAAGGGUUUAGAAAUCAUGAAUGACGACCCGACUAGCGUAAACGUUUUAUAUGGUAAUGUCCAUAUGGACAACGAGGAACAUAAUGAACAUUUCCAAAAUAUUUCUGAUACCAUAGCUGAAUAUUUUUAUAAAUCCGGGUUAUCCAGAAAGCAAUAUGAUAGAGUGAAAUUGCACGUGACUCUUAUGAAUUCGAGUUUCAGGAAACCCGAAGAAAAACAAGAAAGUUUUGAUGCUGUAGAUAUUUUAAAGAAUUUUAAGGACUAUUAUUUCGGAAGCGUGGAUUUUAAAAAUAUACAUUUGUCGAUUAGAUUUACUGGUAGAGAUGAAUAUUAUGAAGCUGCUAUAAUGAGCCAAAGAGAAAGCCUUGUUAUCUCGGAUUACAUUCUAAAUCAACAAGUAUGCGAUUAUUGUCACAAAUACUUAUCAGUAACUCCCGUCAGAGUGUAUCCAAAUAGAAGAAUAAAAUGUGGCAGAUGUUCAACAACCAGUAAGGAAGAGGACAUUGGUGUAGAUUCCAUGUAUAACCAAAUUGCUAGAAUAAGUUUUUUCAAAUGCAUUAACAAGUUUGAUGGGUGUACACAACUGUUAGGAAUUUCAGAAGUAGUUGAACAUGAAAAAAUAUGUCUAUCCAAAAAGCAUGCAAAAACCGAAGAUACAACAGAAACCACCAACAUUUCUGAUCAAAAUGAUGCCAUUUCGAUAGCUCAGAAUGUAUCGGUUCUGGACGAUGUAGUGCUUUUAAAUGAUUCUCAAACAAUUAAUGAAACUUCAGCAAAUAUCACUGAAAUAGUUGAGGAGCCAAACGAUGUUACCAAUAAAACACAGAAGUUAGUUCAUUGCUUACCUUUAAUGGGCAGCUCGGAAGUCCAACUGAUGAAUGAUACCGAGUUAAUAAAAUUAUUGCAAGCAGAUCCAAAAGUAACUGAAAGAGAUGUACCGGGAUUGUGUGUAGUAGUUUUGUUUUAUUCGAAAUAUUGUCCAUUUUCUACGAUAGCUGCACCUCAUUAUAAUGCUCUUCCAAGGGCUUUUCCUGAUGUAAAACUAGUAGCUAUUAACGCCAUGAUGUACCAUUUAUUUAACACCCAAAAUGGUAUAGUAGGGGUCCCAUCACUUCUUCUGUUUCAUAAUGGGAGAUCUGUGGGUAAAUUUAAUGGUUCGGAAUAUACUUUGGAAAAAUUUUCUCAGUUUAUUUACAAACAUACUGGCAUACCUGCUGUCGAAUCUGUGGCUGUUACAUCUGCAGAUUUUGCCGGACCUGUAACAAAUAUUCCUGCCAAAGAUUAUGAUUUGUUUUUAAUUUUAAGUUGGUUUUUUAUUAUAUUGUGCGGAGGGUAUUAUUUUACAAAAUCUAGGUGGUGGAAAUGGAUUAUAGAAAGUGUUCAGAGUAAUUGGAGGGAUAGUGAAGUACAUGCACAACAUGAACACUUGGAUUAA